GGUGGGCUGUUGGCGGCUUUAAGGGAGGGCGAGCGGCGGAAGAGACAGCCUGGGGCCGGUCAUGGCGCUGAGGCCUGACCCAGGGGAAGAUGAAUAAGGGCUGGCUGGAGCUGGAGAGCGACCCUGGGCUCUUCACUCUUCUAGUAGAGGAUUUUGGUGUUAAAGGGGUGCAAGUUGAAGAAAUCUAUGAUCUACAGAGCAAAUGCCAAGGGCCAGUCUAUGGGUUCAUCUUCCUCUUCAAAUGGAUUGAGGAGCGCAGGUCCCGACGGAAGGUCUCUACACUGGUAGAUGAGACAUCUGUGAUUGAUGAUGACAUUGUUAAUAACAUGUUCUUUGCUCAUCAGCUGAUUCCCAAUUCUUGUGCCACACAUGCCUUGUUGAGUGUCCUCUUGAACUGCAGCAAUGUGGAUCUGGGGCCAACCCUGAGCCGAAUGAAGGAGUUCACUAAAGGGUUUAGUCCGGAGAGCAAAGGCUAUGCUAUUGGAAAUGCCCCAGAGCUGGCCAAAGCCCAUAACAGUCAUGCUAGGCCAGAGCCCCGGCAUUUGCCAGAAAAACAGAAUGGGAUCAGUGCUGUACGGACCAUGGAGGCGUUUCACUUUGUCAGCUACGUUCCCAUCAAGGGACGGCUCUUUGAACUGGAUGGCCUGAAAGUUUAUCCCAUUGACCAUGGGCCUUGGGCGGAAGAUGAAGAAUGGACAGACAAAGCCAGGAGAGUUAUCAUGGAGAGGAUUGGACUUGCUACAGCAGGGGAACCAUAUCAUGACAUCCGUUUCAACUUGAUGGCAGUGGUUCCUGACAGGAGGGUGAAAUAUGAAUCCAAGCUGCAGAUCUUGAAGAUGAACAGGCAGACUGUAUUAGAGGCCUUGCAGCAGCUAAUCCGAGUGACUCAACCAGAGCUUGUCCAUACCCAGAAGUCCCAGGAGUCCCAGGCGUCUGAGGAGUCCAAGUCAGCCACCAAGACCCCUGCUGCACUGGAACAAGGGAGAGCUCAACUGGCCCCCGAGAGCUCACAGGCAGAGGGUGCUGAGGAGUCUACGGGUCAAGAUCAGCCUGCCUCAGCCCAGAACCCGCCAAGCAAAUCCAAGUUGGGCAAUAAGCCACCUGUGAGCAGUAUAAAUGGAGCACUGGCAAACCCCAGCCCCAUUGUACAGAGGCUGCCAGCCUUCCUGGAUAACCACAACUAUGCCAAGUCACCCAUGCAGGAAGAGGAGGACCUUGCAGCAGGAGUGGGCCGUAGCCGGGUUCCUGUCCGGCAGCACCAGCAAUAUUCUGACGAUGAGGAUGACUACGAUGAUGACGAUGAAGAGGAGGUUUGCAGUACCAAUCCUGCCAUGAGAUUCAAGAGGAAGGGACAGGUGAAGCAGGAGAACCUGAUUGGGACUGCAGAUAGCCAGCUCUCCGUGCUCCAGCCCAACACUAUCAAUGUCCUGACAGAGAAGCUCAAGGAGACGCAGAAGGACCUCUCCAUUCCUCUGUCCAUCAAGACCAGCAGUGGAGGCGCUGCAGUUGCUGUUGUUGCCCAUUCCCAGCCGUCUCCUACACCUAGCAACGAGAGCACGGACACUGCCUCUGAGAUUGGGAGUGCCUUCAAUUCCCCGCUCCGGUCCCCCAUCCGGUCAGCCAACCCCACUCGCCCCUCCAGUCCCGUCACCUCCCACAUUUCCAAGGUGCUAUUUGGGGAGGAGGACAGCUUGUUGCGUGUGGACUGCAUGCGCUACAACCGGGCUGUGAGGGACUUGGGUCCUAUCAUCAGCACGGGCUUGCUACACCUCACAGAGGACGGGGUGUUCUGCCCACUUACAAUCACAGAUAGUGGGAAAAACUCAGCUCCUUUGAGCAAAUCAAGUGAAGAGGUUCAGACCAUAGUCAAAUUAGAAGAGAGAGACUCAAGUGAACCAAGUGACAGCAAGGAGAAAGCGGGACAUAGCCGGUCGAGUGAUCCUUCAUGUGGGGAAAAGUAUUCUCCGAAAGAGCUGCUGGCACUGCUGAAAUGCGUGGAAGCUGAAAUUGCGAACUAUGAAGCCUUUUUAAAAGAGGAGGUAGAGAAAAGAAAGAAAUUCAAGAUUGAUGACCAGAGAAGAACUCACAAUUAUGAUGAAUUCAUUUGCACCUUUAUCUCCAUGUUGGCACAAGAAGGAAUGCUGGCUAGCCUUGUAGAGCAAAACAUCUCUGUCCGUAGGCGGCAAGGAGUCAGCAUUGGGCGUCUCCACAAGCAGCGGAAGCCAGAUCGGCGGAAACGUUCCCGGCCGUACAAAGCCAAGCGUCAAUAGCAUCAGCCUUUGAACAGUACUCUUGUGUGCGCUGCUUGCUGCUGUUGAUCAUGCGGUGCAAAUUUCAGGCAUUUCUGUGCCGGUGCUGAGGAGUGGGGCUCUGCAGUGGACUCCUCUGCUCAGACCAUCAGUGUUAGUGUAACGUUACACAUGAAUCCAUUGCACUCAGCUG
Molecule: messenger RNA, 2442 nt
Organism: Euleptes europaea (tarantolino)
Lineage: Eukaryota; Metazoa; Chordata; Lepidosauria; Squamata; Sphaerodactylidae
Gene: BAP1
Product: BRCA1 associated protein 1
Exons: 17
Coding region: 90-2270 (726 amino acids)
Biological process (GO): protein deubiquitination; ubiquitin-dependent protein catabolic process
Cellular component (GO): cytoplasm
Molecular function (GO): cysteine-type deubiquitinase activity
Source: RefSeq, a predicted model, not a curated record